Molecule: messenger RNA, 739 nt
Organism: Linum tenue
Lineage: Eukaryota; Viridiplantae; Streptophyta; Magnoliopsida; Malpighiales; Linaceae
Source: the annotation of a GenBank genome assembly
AACGUGUUUUCUCUUCCUUUAUUAUCAAGAAGCAUCCAAAAUUCUUACAAUUUUAUUAUUAGGAGAAUGACAUUUUAGUCCCAUCCAGUUAUUCCCCCUUCUUCUCUAAGACUCUAACUCCUUGCCUUGAUGGUCACAUGCAAGGGUUCAAGUUUCCUAGCAGUAAGCGCCAGUGUGUCCACAUUCUCUUCCUCUCCUUCCUCCAAUCGCCACUCGAACUGCUGCACCAUCUUCCCAAUCGAAGUACAAGAAAUCAGCAUCGCCUGAAGAGCUCCGGCGCAAGCCCUCCUCCCUCCUCCAAACGCCAUCGUUUUGUGCAGAUCCAUCGUCGUGUCCGAUCCCCCGUCCAGAAACCUCUCCGGCAUCCACUCUUCCGGGCUCUCCCACUGUUUCCUGUCCAUGUUGCAUCCGAACGUGGUACCCUCCCAACUCCGUGUCGACGUCCACGUGGCGCAGGGGAAUGAUCGGAACAGGGCUGUGCCUUCGAAGGGUCUCGUGGAAAAUGGCGUUCAGGUAAGGAAGUUUUGACAGAUGUUGUUCGGAGAGUCCCUCGGAUGAUCCACAUGCGGUCAGGAUUUCCUGGAAGAGUCGUUCCUGACGGUCAGGAUUCUUGGCUAGCUCGUAGAUGGUCCACUCCGUUGCCACCAUUACAGUAUCGGCCGUCUCGAUGAUCGUCUCCCAUACCAGCAUCAUGAUCUGGAGGUCCGUCAGGGUCUUACCUUCUGAUAGCAAGUAAUCA